CUAUCCUUAUUACUGAAGACUGAACAAGUUACAGUUCGCUGUUUUGAAGGUCAAAACACACACACAAUUCUGUUGUAUGUACGGUGUUUGAAGUUCACCCACGCUUUCCGUUUGCAUUCAUCCCACUGAUUUGUAUAAUAAACCUUCUCAGUUUUAAUGGGCGUCGGAAAGGGGAUCAAACGCCAGCGGAAUGGUGUUCAGUUUAAAUUAGAUAUAAAAGUGAAAGAGAAAAUGGAACGAGACAAACUUUUUCUCUGGAAAUCACCUUUACUUACACCGUAUUAUUUCUUCUUGGAGUGUAUAUUCAGAUUUACCCAGCUGCGUUUUACUGUUUUACAAAACAAAACUAGGUGUGUUUUUGCUAUCGGCAUAAUUUUACUACUGGUUUUUCUGGACUGUUUCGAAGGUCCUCAUUCUCAUAGUUUUGACCGCAUAAAAUCUACCUCCUUAUGGUGGUCGUGGUGGGUUUGGCUCGGAUUCCUAUCAUCAUGUGGAUUUGGUACUGGUCUACACACUUUUGUUUUGUAUCUAGGUCCGUUUAUAGCAGAAGUCACCAUGAGCGCAUAUGAAUGUAAAACACUUGAUUUUCCUCGUCCACCUUACCCGGAUAGAAUUGUAUGUCCGGAUAGAAUUGUAUGUCCGGAUAAUCUAAAUCCUUUUGAAAAAAUUACAUUUUGGAAAAUUAUGCGAAAGGUGCAAAUGGAGUCAAUCAUGUGGGGCUUAGGGACUGCGCUUGGCGAAUUGCCUCCUUAUUUCAUGGCUCGAGGUGCUAGGCUUUCCGGAGAAUACAGUGAUGAAUUAUUGGAUUCACAGGAAUCCAUCUCGUCGAAUCAAAAUACUCCUGAUCUUUCAGACCAAACAGUUACUUUUCAAAAGAAAGCUGAACGUUUUCUGCAUCAUCUAAUCAUGAAAGCUGGUUUUGUUGGAAUUUUACUUUGUGCUUCCCGCACAGAUAGUUUCAUGAAACAUUUGGGUGAUGAAAGUGACCCAGCUGAGUUGUUUCCUAUUGAAUUUCACCGGGAUGGUCUCGUUUCUUGGAAAGAUUAUGUAACGUAA
Schistosoma rodhaini is the source of this 1056-nucleotide messenger RNA. The record is from the annotation of a GenBank genome assembly. NCBI's taxonomy places the organism in Eukaryota, Metazoa, Platyhelminthes, Trematoda, Strigeidida, Schistosomatidae.